Messenger RNA from Pistacia vera, 882 nucleotides. Its product is annotated as pentatricopeptide repeat-containing protein At1g63400-like. Lineage: Eukaryota; Viridiplantae; Streptophyta; Magnoliopsida; Sapindales; Anacardiaceae. The record is from RefSeq and is a predicted model, not a curated record. The coding region runs from base 1 to 882 and encodes 293 amino acids. Gene Ontology annotation, molecular function: protein binding. The transcript is spliced from 4 exons.
AUGGAUUUGACUGCCCUCCCUGAAGUGUACCAGGAUUCCCUUAGCUCUAUGGCACGGGCCAAAGAUAAGGAAGCGGCUAGGGGACCUGACCCGAAAGAGAAGUAUCCGGAGUAUGUCCUAGAGGAGCCCACACCUAGGCAGACUUAUGCGUAUGAGCGCUUCAUUGUCUGCUUCGCUGAACAGUUCUCUCCGAAAACCUCACAACUUCAAGAUCCAAAAAGGAAGUUUUGUGUUCUUUCAAAAAACCCCUUGAACGAUCCUUACUUGCUAAAUUCCUUGAAGAAAAUUGUCGAUCAGGGUUUUGGAUGGUUUUGCUGUUUUUGGGGGAUUUUGAAGAAGGGUUUCAGCCUUGAUGCUGUGACUUUUACUUGUUUGAUUAAAGGUCUGUGUGUAGAGAAAAGGAUUAUGGUGUCAAGGGAGUUGUUUAAGAAAAUGGUUGCUGUUGAUUGUAGGCCCGAUGUGAUCACUUAUAUCACUCUCAUUCAUGGUUUGUGUUGUGUGGGUGAUUGGGAGGAGGGUAAAAGAUUAUUUAUAUUGAUGAUGGAUCAAGGUGUGCGGCCUUUCGUGGUGACUUUUGGUGUGGUCAUACAUGAAUGUUGCAAGAAAGGGAAUUUGGACGAAACAAAUAGGUUUAUGGAAUUGAUGAUUCAAAGAGGUGUUGAUCCCGACAUUUAUACUUAUGGCAUUUUAAUGAAUGGUUAUUGCUUGGUAGAUAGAAUUGGUGAUGCAAGGGGGUUGUUUGAUUCUAUAACUAGAAAGGGAUAUAAACCUAAUGUUGUUUGCUAUAAUACUUUAAUCAAUUGGUAUUGCAAGAAUAAAGAAGUCAACAAAGCUCUUAGUCUUUAUCGAGAGAUGAUUUCAGAGGAAUUAGGCUUGAUGUGA